Prunus armeniaca (apricot) is the source of this 630-nucleotide messenger RNA. NCBI's taxonomy places the organism in Eukaryota, Viridiplantae, Streptophyta, Magnoliopsida, Rosales, Rosaceae. The record is from the annotation of a GenBank genome assembly.
AUGACGAGUACAAACCGCAUCAUCAUCUUCUUCUUCAUCCUGUGUUUGGUACGGACGGGUCAAGCCAUUUGGAUGACGUUACCGUCAUCCGGUACAAAGUGCGUCUCCGAGGAAAUCCAGAACAACGUCGUUGUUUUGGCCGACUACGUCGUCAUUUCCGACGAUCACUCCCAUUCCCCCACCAUCUCCGUCAAGGUGACAUCGCCUUACGGGAACGAUCUUCAUCACAGGGAUAAUGCUACACAUGGUCAGUUUGCCUUUACAACUCAAGAGGCUGGUAACUACCUGGCAUGUUUUUGGGUUGAUAGUAAUAAUCGUGGAGGCAGUGGGGUAAGUGUCAACAUUGACUGGAAAACUGGAAUUGCAGCUCAGGAUUGGGAUUCAGUAGCAAGAAAAGAGAAGAUUGAGGGUCUUGAGCUUGAACUACGGAAACUGGAGGGGGCAGUGGAGGCCAUCCACGAGAAUCUACUUUAUAUCAAGGGCAGAGAAGCGGAUAUGAGGAAUUUAAGUGAACGAACAAACACAAGGGUGGCGUGGUUUAGCAUGAUGUCCUUGGGCGUCUGCAUUGGAGUUUCAGGUCUGCAGUUAUUGCACCUGAAGCAAUUUUUCCAAAAGAAGAAGCUUAUUUAA